AUGGAUAUUAUGAAUCGUGUGGUCAUCAAGACUGGAUUUAUCAACCAAUAUCCAAUAAUAGAACCAAAAGUUUCUGGUGUUCAUGCACCAAUUAUUUCAUCCUUAAAUGAUAGAAUUCGACCCCUUCUCGACUGUGUGGACAAGCUUAGGCACCUCAACAUCAUGCAAGAAGGUAUCCAGCUGCCUACUAUUAUGGUUGUCGGCGAUCAGUCUUUUGGGAAGUCAAUUGUGAUUGAAUCACUUUCCGGAAUUAGCCUUCCUAGAGGGAAUGGCAUUUGCACUAGAGUGCCUCUCAUCAUGAGGGUCCAAAAUCACAAUGACCAAAGUUUAAUUACUUUAGCGUAUACUGGAAAAUCAGUUCCAACCAAUGAAUUUCACGUAGCAGAGGCCAUUAUUCUUGCAACUAAUGAGAUUGCUGGACAUGGUAAGGGAAUAUCCAACAUCCCUUUAACACUCAUAGUGAAAAAGAAUGGUGUUCCUGACUUGACUAUGGUGGAUUUGCCUGGAAUACCUACGGUCCCGGUUCAUGGAAACUCCAAAGAUAAUUUUGAACAAAUUUCAGAAAUUGUUAUGAAAUAUUUAACACCAGAGGAAAGCAUAAUUGUGAAUGUUUUAUCAGCCACUGUUGAUUUCUCUACUUGUGAAUGCUUUAAGAUGACCACUUUAUUCUCUCCGUCCAAAUUUUUGUGA
Molecule: messenger RNA, 690 nt
Organism: Solanum verrucosum
Lineage: Eukaryota; Viridiplantae; Streptophyta; Magnoliopsida; Solanales; Solanaceae
Product: putative dynamin-related protein 4A
Cellular component (GO): membrane; microtubule; cytoplasm
Molecular function (GO): GTP binding; GTPase activity; microtubule binding
Source: RefSeq, a predicted model, not a curated record